GGGUCAAGGGGCCUGUCUAGAGUAGCCGCCCAGCAUCCGGCUCCGAGAACCUUUUCCCUUUCCUCUGGGAGACCUGAAUGGGCGCCAGCCCAGCCCUGGUCUCCAGGCUCUGCUGCGGAAGCUUCCCACCUGGUGCCCGGCGCUUGGGAUGCCGCCGACGGGCUCGGUCCAGUGUCCCUGUGCCUUCUCUGCAGGUGUCCAACCAGGUAGAGGAGGAGGCCGGAGACUUGUGUUCCUGCAAGGCGGGGCCGGUGCUCCUCGUUGCGCUUGCGCUCGCCCUGCACGUUCUGCGCUCCAGGGCCUGGCAGGGACCAAAACAGGCCGGGGAGCAGUGACACCUGGGGCAGUCAGUCAUCCAGGAGCCGCCGCCACCUGCCCCACCCCCAAUCUCCUCGGGAGGUGUUUAUCUUUGCCUGCGCUCCCGGCUCUUUCUCUUUCACUUUUCUUUUCGCCGGAGGUUGGGACUCCGGGUGGAAGGUGCCCGGGGGAAUCCCAGCUGACGCGUUCACUGCCUUCGGAGUCCGGCGCCCUCGGGGAACUGGGUGUCCGCUCCCGCCCGGCUGCAGUGGCUGUCGCCCCCCAACCCUGCAGCCAGGACUCGAUGGAGGUACAGAGCUCGGCUUCUCUGCUUUGGGAGGGGAGUGGUGGUGGUUAAAAGGACAAUGGAAUUUUCCCCGAAAGCCUACGCCCUGGGCCCCUCCCAGCUCCGGCGCUACCCUCUGGUCUACCCGAGUGGCUCGGCCGCCCCGCCCUCUCACGGGGAAAACUUAGCCGCAACUUCGAUUUUUGAUUUUUCCCCUAAUGACACUUUACUCCUCUCCAAGACUCUCUUCGCCAUCCUCCUGCUUCCGGAGGAGCGCAGAUCGCUGGUCCCUUUGCCCCUGGCGUGCGGCUCCCCACUGAGCUGCACCCUUUCGGAGUUCCCGACUGCUGGCGAGCGCGAGGCAGGCCCCGCACCCUGCGCUCCCCUGGGAGGGUGAGGGACGCGCGUCAGGCUGCCCAAGCCAAACUGCCGGUUUCUGAGAAGAGGCGGUCCCGCAGCCCUGAGGGCUGAGUUCUGCACCCAGUCAAGCUCAGAAACGCCAAGAAAAGAAUCCAUUCCAAUAUAUGGCUACGUGGCUCUUUGGAGCAAUGUUCCAUCAUGUUCCAUGCUGGUGACAUCACACGGAGCACAGAAAUCAAUGUUAGCAGUUAGCCAGCCCAUACAAGAUCGUUCCACUUGUGUUUUUAACGAAUCAUCAUUUACCCUGGAGUGUAUUGUAGGAGGCAUCGUGGAUGGAUGGCUGCUGGAAAUCCCUUGCCAUAGCCAGCUCUUCUUCAAUACUUACAGAUUUACCGUGGUUUUGAGUAAUGAGAAUUUUGAAACCACGUUUGAGAAGUAUUUCCAUUCAGUGCUACUUGUGUUUACUUCUAAACAGUCAUUUUCUAACUGAGGCUGGCAUUCAUGUCUUCAUUUUGGGAUGCAGCUAAUAUACCCAGUUGGCCCAAAGCACCUAACCUAUAGUUAUAUAAUCUGACUCUCAGUUCAGUUUUACUCUACUAAUGCCUUCAUGGUAUUGGGAACCAUAGAUUUGUGCAGCUGUUUCAGUGCAGGGCUUCCUAAAACAGAAGCCAACUGGGUGGAUGUAAUAAGUGAUUUGAGAAGAAUUCAAGAUCUUAUUCAAUCUGUACAUAUUGAUGCUACUUUAUAUACGGAAAGUGAUGUUCAUCCCAGGUGCAAAGUAACAGCAAUGAAGUGCUUUCUCUUGGAGUUACAAGUUAUUUCAUUUGAGUCCAACAAUACAAAUAUUAAUGAUACAAUAGAAAAUCUUCUCAUCCUAGCAAACAGAAGUUUGUCUUCUAAUGGGAAUAUUACAGAAUCUGGAUGCAAAGAAUGUGAGGAAUUGGAGGAAAAAAAUAUUAAAGAAUUUUUGCAGAGUUUUGUACAUAUUGUCCAAAUGUUCAUCUACAAUUCUUGAUUGCAACUGAUUCUUUUUAAAGUGUUUCUGUUAUUAACAAACAUCACCCUGCUGCUUAGACAUAACAAAACACUCGGCAUUUCAAAUGUGCUGUCAAAACAAGAUUUUUUGUCAAGAAGAUAAUCAGAUCUUGGAUCAGAUGAAUUCUUAAAAAUGAAGGCAUAAAAAUGUCAUUGAGUAAUAUAUAGUGACUAUGAACUUCUCUCAGAUGUACUUUACUCAUUUGUUUUUAAUUUAUUAUUGAAAUUGUACAUAUUUGUGGAAUAAUGUAAAAUGUUGAAUAAAAAUGUAUACAAGUGUUGUCAUUUGAAGCUGCAUUGAUAUUUUUCCUUUUAUAGCAAAAUAGAGAGCAUUUUCUUAAGGGCGAUAGUCGAAUUAUGUAUUGGUGGGGCUGGGUACCAGUGCUGCAGGUCAAUGUCUAUGUUGUUAUGCACCUGCCAGUGUGGCACCACUGACUGCCAGCUCUCAUUGACUUCCUUACAAAGCAAAGCAACCAGAGGAAGAAAUUGCUAUCAAUAAGCAAAAGAAGAACUAUAUGUGAACCCUCUUCUUUGCACUGUAAUUUAGGUAUUGAUAUAUAAAGCAACUGUUAUGAAAUAAAUUGCAAUACCCGGCA
This is a messenger RNA of Cebus imitator (Panamanian white-faced capuchin), 2574 nucleotides long. It is a transcript of the gene IL15, whose product is annotated as interleukin 15. NCBI's taxonomy places the organism in Eukaryota, Metazoa, Chordata, Mammalia, Primates, Cebidae. The record is from RefSeq and is a predicted model, not a curated record. Gene Ontology annotation, molecular function: cytokine activity; cytokine receptor binding. Gene Ontology annotation, cellular component: extracellular region. The transcript is spliced from 9 exons. The coding region runs from base 1551 to 1958 and encodes 135 amino acids. Gene Ontology annotation, biological process: positive regulation of T cell proliferation; neutrophil activation; positive regulation of tyrosine phosphorylation of STAT protein.